Messenger RNA from Frieseomelitta varia, 2982 nucleotides. RefSeq lists its product as uncharacterized. The record is from RefSeq and is a predicted model, not a curated record. Bases 524 to 2833 code for a protein of 769 amino acids. Lineage: Eukaryota; Metazoa; Arthropoda; Insecta; Hymenoptera; Apidae. The transcript has 2 exons.
ACUUGGAUAUACUUAAAACUGAGAAAAUAUUACAAUAUUGGGACAAAAAAAUUCCAGCGCAAGAGAUUAAAGCAGCUAAAGACAAACGAACCCUAUGAUUAUAGAAAUUAUCUGCGUAUAGACUCUGCUUUUUAUUACCUUGUUGAAUAAAAUUUGCCCAAGAAUUGAGAAAAAGCUACUAAAACUACGAAGAAAUAAUAAAUUAAAUAUCGCGAAAAAAAAAAAAAAAAAAAUGGGCAAAAAGAUGGUUAAUCCAGAGAAAUAAAAAUCGAGAUACAGGGGACUCGAAGAUCGAUAAUUUUCCUCUUGGUUACACUAAAAAAAAAAAGGGAAAGAAACUAUCGAAACAAGGUGUGUGUUACGAGGCAGAAUCGCGAGCAGAGCGAGAUCGCAACCGGAUCGUUAAGGGAGGGGAGCCGAAAAGUGGACGGUGGCCGCGGAGGUGAUCGAACUCGAGGGCGCAAGAACGAAAAACCGCGUCUCUCUCGGAGCGUGUGCACGGGAGCGCGCGAGAACCGGAAACAUGAAGAACGCUCACCCGCUUGUAACAGCCGCGCCGUCGUCGUCGUCGUCGUCGUCGUGCCUGGUCGAUCGAGAUUCUUCGUCGUCGAGCGAGCCGGCGGAACCGAUCAUCAGACUGAGGCUGGACAAGCCGCUUCACUGGGAGUGGGAGCUGACCACGUCCGCGGACACGCUUCCUGUCAUCCAGCUGUUGGACAAGGACGGCCGGCUUCUAGUCGAGACGACUGGUCGGACGGCGCAGCGGGCCAGAGGCUCGUUUCGCGAGGGCCUGAGAACGCGCGAGGAGUUUCCAACAACCGGUGGUCCAUCCGCCGCCGCCUCCGCGUCCUUCUCGUCCACAUCCACGCCCUCGACGGUCGUGCUUCCUGCCCCGGGCAACAGGAACGCGGACGGGUUCAGCACGAAGUUCGGCGCGGUUCGGUUUGGCUACGAGCCGCGGAAGUCGAAGAGCGACGUGACGGUGAAAGAGAAGAGAAAAAAGAGGCGGGACAGGCAUUCCUCCGGCGGCUCGGAGCGAGAAGGCGAGGAGAGGGCGAGCUCGGGAAGAAAAUACUCCGUGGGGGAUUACCUGCGACGGCAGAUCAUCGACGAUCUAACGAACGAGUGCUACGACGCUCGACGAAGUCCCGAGGAACUGGCGAGGGAGAGAUGCAGGAAGGUGAAGUGUUACCUGAGGAGUCGCAGCGAGACGCUGCCGCGAUUGGUCCACGUGGAGGAAGAGGAGCCUGACAGGAACACGAGACCGAGCGUCGACACGAACGACGAGGAUCGGAUUCGCAGCGAGAGGAUCAAAGACGGUUUGACUCGUCUGAGGGAGGCGAUCAGGGAGAAGAACGUGAGGAGAACGAGAGGCGACGCACUCGACGGAACUUUCCAGCCGGUUCCGGGCGACGCGAACGUCGGAAAUUGCAGGCGGAUCGGGAACGACGAGCUGGAAAGGGUGAGAUCGUUCUUGAGAACGAAAAUUCAAGAGAGGAUGGAGCUGGAACGGUGCAACGUCUCACCGGCUUGGCCGAAAGGCGUCGGAAUUCAGAAGAGGUACUCGGAUUGCAGACGGCCGGAGGAUCCGCGAGGUUAUCGUACUCGAAAGGUGCGCAGCGAGACGAGCAUCGUCAGGUUCGAUCCGGAGAUUCUUGAGAAGGACAGGCAGAAAGGGAGCGGCGGCGGGAGGCAGGUCGAGAGGGAGAGAUGCCCGAGAGCCGGCAGGUCGCGUUCCAAGGAUUCGUUCGGGCAAAAAGCGUGCCGCCGUUCCAGGAGCGAGACGAUCCUCGAGGCCGCGGAAACGAGUGCGACGAAUCGCAGUGGCCGGCCGUGGGCCGAAACGCGGGACACCGCGGAGAAACGGAAGCUCUACCGAAAAACCAGGAGCGACGUGCUGCUGGGCCAGAUGGCCGGCAGCCUGGACUCGGAGCAGGAGAACCCGCCGAGGCGUGCCAGCAGCCAGGACACCGUCGACGAGUCCUGGCGCGAGUACAAGGAGAGGAAGAAGCACGAGAGGCUGCGUCGCGAGUCCGAAACGGCCAGAGAGGUGAAGGAGGAGGACUUUAUGAGCAAACCGCGGUGGAAGGAUCUUCGGACAGCUCUGUGCUCCGUCACCGGCAACUGCCGAGUCUGUCAGAAUCUGCAGGAUUGCGUGAACGUUUCGUCGAACCAGCGGAACUCGGAGGAUUCGUGCGCUUCCGGUGCCUCGAACGACACCGUCAACGAGAGACCGAGCACCAGUUUACAGGAGAACUACCUGGUCGUCGAUAGGAAGCCCGUCGAGGACGCCGCGAACGUUCGAGAGAGCAGUCACGAUACCAACGACUCGUCCAACGUGAAUUCCCCGGACUGCGGUUACAGCACGAUUCCCAAGAAGACGUUCAACGAUUACAAGGAACUGUACGCACGGUCGAACGUGAAGAAGAGCGACACGUUUAAGAUCGUGGACGGUAGCGAGGAGCUACCUUCGUUGGAGGAAGACACGCAGGAGCGAAGCGAAGAUUCGAACCACGAUGGCGAGUCUGUCGAUCGUUUCGACUGCACGAGCCAACACGGUGGCGUGUUGACGAAUAAGUCGAACGAGGACAUCGCCAGGGAUUACUUCAACAGAGUGUACGAGCUGCUGAAGAGGAGGCAGGAGGAGGCGAGGAAGAUGGCGGAGAAACAGGAAAUGGCCGGCUGCGACGAUUCCUCGUCGUCUAAUUACACGGAGAAAGUGCAAAAGAGAAGGCUGCGCCGCAAGAAAAAGGAACGGGACACGCAAGUUCGUCCUACAGCGUUAAGUGACGUCCACAGAAGUCCAGAGGCCGAAGAAUCGAACAGAAGUUGAAACUUUUGUGUACCCUUUUACCGAGAGCAGUGAUCCCAAAAGACUUUGGAACGGAGGAGACAAUUACCUCCAUUUCUCAAUUUACGUGGAGUAUCCAUCGGUUUUCGUAAUGAAAAUCGUGUAAAUAGAAUCUAUCAGUACGAAAGAAA